CAAAAGAUAUGUGCUGCUCACGCACAGCUCCCCUAUCAGGCACAGAUGCCAGGAGGGAUCAAGGUGCUGACCACCAACACCCCUGAGGCAGUCGAGGCAGCCAGUGUUUCUCUGGAGCUCUACAACCAGCAGGGCAAGGAUAUCUACAUGUACUGCCUCAAAAGGGUCAAUUCCGCCAGGAUGCAGGUGGUGGCAGGACUCAAGUACUACCUCGACGUAGAGACUUUCCGUUGUAUUGAAGAAGAAAUAUACCUCCAAAGGGACAAUGCUCAGACUUUUCUGUGCAAGUUUGAGCUGCUCCAGGUGCCAUGGCAGAAUAUCAGUCGGCUUCUUAAAGGCCAGUGCGGAGAACCAAUUCCUGUUGUGGGCCAGAUAACACCAGUAGCUGCCAAGGAUCCUCUGGUGCAGAGUGUCGCCAAAUUUGCUGUGAACCAGUAUAAUGUGUACCCAGGAAAUGAUUACACCUAUGGCAUGGUCCAGGUUCUGGCAGCCAAGAAGCAGGUGAGGCUCCAAAUUUGCUGCUUGAGAUGCCCCAAUGAUGCAGGUUUUUGUUUGUUGUCUGACAUGUAUCUUUCCAUCAGUUGAUAAGUGGACACAAAUACUACCUGGAUGUUUGGAUGGCAGAGUGUCUGAAACAGAGAGUCACAGAGACUAUACCCUGCACCACUAAUGUUAGUGCCCAGGUAAGUUUUGAGACCAGAUACAUAGCACACGACAAGAAGUCACACGAGGAUGAAAGAAGAAUGAACACCUUUACAGAUCUGAUGUACAGUUAUUUUCAGUAAAGCCAGUGUAUUUUGAUUAAACUUGAGCAUUUUGUUUAAAUAUUACAACACAAUAGACCAUUAUGUACCCAAAAAUAUAUACAGUUCAAGUUUAAUUAUAACAUGUACAACUGUCAAUGUUUCAAUUGUUUGAAACUUUUGUCCCCAACAGGAAUUUGCAUGUUUCUUUGUGGUCUGGCUGAAACCCGGAGAACUGGGCGGAGUUGAAUUCUUAGAUAGCACUUGUAUCCCAU
Paramormyrops kingsleyae is the source of this 1018-nucleotide messenger RNA. The record is from RefSeq and is a predicted model, not a curated record. NCBI's taxonomy places the organism in Eukaryota, Metazoa, Chordata, Actinopteri, Osteoglossiformes, Mormyridae.